ACUUUCGACAACUUCGAGAAAGAAAAAGAAAAAAGGAUCAGAACUGAACCUAGAGCGCAAGCCCGACCCUCUGCUUCGAAACCUGUGACCCUUUUUCGCAUUGCGACUUCGUAUUUGAGGUCCUUUGGCAAAAAAGCAAAACAACAAGGACGACAAGAAAGAAAAGUUCCUGAGCGACUCACCUCCCAUAUCGCCAAAAUGUCCGCCAAGUCCAUUCUCGAGGCUGAUGGCAAGGCCAUCCUCAACUACCACCUCACCCGCGCCCCCGUCCUCAAGCCCUCUCCUCUGCCCACACCGACCAAGCACAACCCGCCCCCAAGACUGGCGUCUCUGCACUUCCCAGAGGACAAGAGCGUCGAGGACGUCCUGAACCAGGCCGAGGUCACCUACCCCUGGCUGCUCCAGGACGGCGCCAAGUUCGUCGCGAAGCCUGACCAGCUCAUCAAGAGGCGAGGCAAGAGCGGUCUGCUCGCCCUGAAUAAGACCUGGCCUGAGGCCAAGGCCUGGGUUGCUGAGCGCGCCGGAAAGUCCCAGAAGGUCGAGCACGUCGAGGGCGUCCUGCGCCAGUUCCUCGUCGAGCCCUUCGUGCCUCACCCUGCCAACACCGAGUACUACAUCAACAUCAACUCCGUCCGCGAUGGCGACUGGAUUCUCUUCACACACGAGGGAGGUGUUGAUGUUGGCGAUGUCGACGCCAAGGCUGAGAAGCUCUUGAUUCCUGUCGACCUGUCAGAAUAUCCUUCCAAUGAUGAGAUCGCAAAGUCCCUGCUCAGCAAGGUCCCCAAGGGCGUGCACAAUGUCCUGGUCGACUUCAUCACCCGCCUGUACGCCGUCUACGUUGACUGCCAGUUCACCUACCUCGAGAUCAACCCCCUCGUCGUCAUUCCUAACGAGGAUGCCACCUCGGCCUCUGUGCACUUCCUGGAUCUUGCUGCCAAGCUUGACCAGACCGCCGACUUUGAGUGCGGCGUGAAGUGGGCCAUUGCCCGGUCACCCGCAGCCCUCGGCCUUACUAAUGUCGCUCCUGCGAGCGGUGCUAUCAACAUCGAUGCUGGCCCGCCGAUGGAGUUCCCUGCCCCCUUCGGCCGUGAGCUGACCAAGGAGGAGGCCUACAUUGCUGAGCUUGAUGCCAAGACGGGCGCUUCCCUGAAGCUGACCGUCCUGAACCCCAACGGCCGUAUCUGGACUUUGGUCGCUGGUGGUGGUGCCUCCGUCGUGUACGCCGACGCCAUUGCCUCUGCUGGCUUCGCUGACGAUCUCGCCAACUACGGUGAAUAUUCUGGUGCGCCUACCGAGUCGCAGACCUUCCACUACGCCCGCACUGUGCUGGACCUGAUGCUGCGUGCUCCCCUGUCGGACCAGGGCAAGGUUCUGUUCAUCGGUGGUGGUAUUGCCAACUUCACCAACGUUGCCUCCACCUUCAAGGGUGUGAUCCGCGCGCUCCGCGAGUACGCCAAAGCGCUCAACGAGCACAACGUCAAGAUCUGGGUCCGCCGUGCUGGUCCCAACUGGCAGGAGGGCUUGAAGAACAUGAAGGCCGCCACCACCGAGCUUGGUCUCGACUGCCACAUCUACGGUCCCGACAUGCACGUGUCUGGUAUCGUCCCCCUGGCGCUCAAGCCUGGCGAGUUUGAGAAGUCCACGGUGGCGGAGUUCUCUAGUUAAGUGAAGCCGUAGGGGGGACAGCGAGAUGCGAUGAUUGUUUGGGGGGAGUAAACAGAAGAAGGAAGGGUUCGAAGACCAAUGUGUGGGCGAGCACGGGGGAAUGGCGCGGUUUAUAGAUGCAUUGCUACCGAAACGUUAAGCCUUCCACACCGCCUGUUUCUUUUCAUUCUUCUUUUGAUAUUACCUCUCAUGUACACCGGUGCUGGGGCGCUGCUGGGCGGAUUUUCAACCUACAUGAUGUCAACCAAAGGCGGCGGUAGCGGUGUGUUGUUGGAGAAGGGAGAGGAGGAUCUCCAUCCGGGGGUCCAGAGCGAAAACUUUCGAAUGUUGGAGGUACCCAAAUAUAGAGCUUGGACUGUAAUGUGAUCUCUUCUUGAGG
Cryphonectria parasitica EP155 is the source of this 2044-nucleotide messenger RNA. RefSeq lists its product as uncharacterized. Bases 199 to 1665 code for a protein of 488 amino acids. The record is from RefSeq and is a predicted model, not a curated record. The transcript is spliced from 4 exons. Lineage: Eukaryota; Fungi; Ascomycota; Sordariomycetes; Diaporthales; Cryphonectriaceae.